AUGAUCUCACCAACCACAGUUUCAUCCGUAAGGGUCAGAUCCCGUCCACCCACAUAUGUCUACAAGAGCUCAGAGAAGAUAGAUAGGGCAGUUGUCCAUGAAACGGCUUCCUCUUCUCCCCCCACAUUCUUCCAGAAAUACGAGAUAUCAAGGAAACUCUUCCACUCGGGAACGGGUCUCUUCACGGUGUGGUUGUACGCCUCAGGGUACAACCAGCGGCAGUUGGUGGUGCCUCUAGCAGUCAUGGCCACCAUGUGCUUUGCUCAGGAGUUUAUCCGCUUCCGUAACCCACAAUUCAACCAAUGGUUCCAGAAAACAUACGGGUUCAUGAUGCGAGACUCGGAGAAAUCCCAGUACAACGGGAUCUUGUUUUUCCUUGUCGGGGUGAUUCUCACUUCGGCAUUCUUGCCCAAGGACUUGGCGGUGAUGUGUAACUUUUUCCUCAGUUGGGCCGACACUUCUGCGCUGUUUUUCGGUCGUAUGUUUGGUCGGUAUACCCCCAAAGUGAGUGCAAAUAAGUCAAUUGCCGGGUGCUUGGCCAGUUUCGCUGUGGGAGUGUUCUCAUGCUAUCUUGUUUACGCGGUGCUUGUGCCACAAUUCGGACCUGAAGUGGACAAGCCCCACGAUAUCAUGUACUCGGUGAGCACCUCCAGGUUGAACUUGCACGUGUACGCGCUCCUUUGCGGAACCAUUGCCUCCUUUUCGGAAUGUGUAGACUUUUACAAAUUGGACGAUAACUUUACAAUCCCCGUCAUUAGCGGGGUGUCUUUAUACGCUUUAGUUUGGUUCUUUCAAUAA
This is a messenger RNA of [Candida] anglica, 798 nucleotides long. Lineage: Eukaryota; Fungi; Ascomycota; Pichiomycetes; Serinales; Debaryomycetaceae. The record is from the annotation of a GenBank genome assembly.